Molecule: messenger RNA, 8459 nt
Organism: Paramuricea clavata
Lineage: Eukaryota; Metazoa; Cnidaria; Anthozoa; Malacalcyonacea; Plexauridae
Source: the annotation of a GenBank genome assembly
AAAGAACAAAAUUUUAUACGACAAGAUGAACGUACAAACAAAUUUAUACUUUAAAGACGAUUUUUCUCUUGGUCCCGGCUUUAAAACAAACCUUACUGUCAGCUUAACAAGCGAUUCAAUCACUUACGAAUCUAAUUCGACGAAAACUAGUCAAAAAAUUAAAUUGGAGGAUAUUAUAGGAGCCACAGCGAGACAGCUUCACACAGGCAAUGACAUCGAAUCGGCUUAUAUUCAUAUAUAUUCAUAUCCUUUAAAGAAAAGAGUGCUUUCUACGACAGCAAAAAGGCAGAGACUCGAGCAUGUGUUUGCUGUUUCGGGCAAGGACAGUUCUGUCGCAAAUUUAGAGAUCGCUGAAAAAUGGGUUCGAUGUAUUAAAUGGCUUUUGGUAAAAAAUUCUGAUAUAAAUUUGGCAACAACACGCGAAGGUUUGUAUUAAUGACUUUUGCUCUGUUUUUCUACGUGUUUAUGCCUAGAAUUGUGCUGUAUUUUAGCUUGGACUGGGUCUGCCCAGAAAAUGUCAUUGAUAUAUUUUUAAAGUCAUGAUCUGUUUAUAUUCUGAAGUGGCAUAUUCCUGAAAUAGUACAUAGUAUGCACGUUAGAUACAUUUUAUUUGAAAAUGUAAUAACUAUUGACGUUGGCUAUAAAUAUAUAUACUUUUAAUAUGCCUAUAUAAAGGUUAUUCAGCUGGUUACAUUAGGGUUAAUAUUGAUUCUAAGUUGUGUUUUCCGGCAGGUGAGUUUGUAAAUGUAUCAGUACAGACCACAUUGCGUUUAUAACUAUAGUUUUAGCCUGAAUUAUUAAAAUGCUUGUGAAUAUUAAUUGAAAGGUUACCAUGGGUCAAUGAUUUCUUCACAGAGAAAUAUUUAAAGUUCAGUUAAUGGUAAAUAAUUAAACGUAAUGGUAUUUAUCAUUUGGAAAAUUUAUAAUCAAAAACAGUAAGAAUUCAGUUUUUUGAUGAAUAGAAAAAGUUUUGCUAUGAAUUGUACUUGGUAACUCUUUAUUGUCGAUUUCAGAUCACUUUUCAAAGCGUGGUUCCCAAGUUUGUUGUCAACUUGCCAAUUACGUUAUCAAAUUCGGAACGUGGGCGGGAACUUCGCAACAAAUUUUGCAAGUUAAUUUCAAAGUUCGAACUUCGAUUGUAAACAAAUGUACAAAUUUCAUUUAUCAAUUUAUUUACAGUCAAACCGGAUGCUUUCUUGCGAGCAAUAUUGUCCCACAAUGUUGCAAUUUUGAUAGGCAGAUUGCUCUGAGCAAAUUGUAACCGACACGAACAAAUUGCAAGUUGGAAAUUCACAAAAAAAUUGUAAACAAAGCCUCUGAUUGGAUUAUAAGAAAGAGGGAAGCCAAUCAAAUAGUCUGAGCAACUGGAUUGGUGCUUCCUCCUUUUUAUAGUCCAAUCAGAGGCUUUGUUUACUAAUCUCUUGUGAAUUUCAAAUUGCAAUUUGUUCGCGUCGGAUGCAAAUUGCUCAGAGCAAUCUGACUAUCAAAAUUGCAAAAUUGUGGGACAAUAUUGCAAUAUUGCUCACAAGAGAACAUCCGGUUUGACUGUAAAAAGGCAUUUUUGUCUUGGGAGACCACUGGACCAAUAUUUUACUGCAGUAUAAAUAUGUACAUAGGGCCUUAUACAAUAAUUUCAACUUCAACUAUAAACAUUUGUUUACAAUCAAAGUCCGAACUUUGAAAUGAAUUUGCGAACUUUGUUGCAAAGUUCAUGCCGAACUUGAUAACAUAAUUGGCAAGUUCGCAACAAACUUGGGAACAGCGUGUUGAAAAGUUACCUGAAAUCGAAAAAUAAAAACCAUUCAAAAUGCAAUUUUGCCUGUGCAACAAAUUAACAUUUUGGGCGGGCGGGUGGGUGGGUAGGUGGGUCAAAAUUAUUAUUCUGUGAAGUUUUCACAAAUUUCACCCUGGCAAAAUUAAUAUAUUAAAAAAAGCUUGCCUCAAGCUAUACUAUAGACAGGGGCAGAUCUAGCAUGGGUGUGCAGGAGGUGUGCACCCCCACCUAGUGGUGUCUAGCACCCCCUAGAGAAGCGUAGCGCCACCAUAAAGGAAUCUGCUUGACCACCAUAUAUUUUCUGCUUUUCAAUUGAUCCUCUACUGUUAGUGUGUGUGUGGAUUUCUUGAAACGAUUUAAUUGAUUUGUGAGCUCAGGAGAAAAUACUCAGAAUGCUUUAGUUAUUUAAUCAUGGUUAAAUAUGUAAACAUGUCAACAUUGUUAUAUACAUCCAUACUUUCAAUUAUACUGUACUGUACUGUGCUAUAGCAAUUGUAUUGUCAAUAAAAAGCCAAUGAAUAUAAACUUUAUAAACAAAACAUGAUGUGAAACACAACAGAACAGCAAACAUGCAGAUGCAGCCUUCUCAAAUAAUGGUAAUGUUGGGAUAAUAGCAUUGCAGACUGCAGAGGAGAGUGGGCAUGCCGUAGGCUCCUUCACUCACCACCCCAUCCUUGCAGAUGAGGCUAGACCUACCCCUGGCUACAUAUAGGUAAUAAAAACGUUGAUUUGAUAAUUUGCAUGGCAACUUCAAAUAUGGACGUAAUGCACUAUAAUUAACCCAUUGAGUGGAAUGAGUGGCAGCACUCUUCACUUGACGAGUAAAAUCGCCUGACAUUAGACUGAGAGUAAAAUACUAAAGUAGGGUGCAUCAGGGUGCAUUGCUACUUAAAGGGUUAAGGACAAACCUUGCAGCUUGAUUAUUUUAUUGCAUAUGUUUAUGUUUCAAAUGUUGAAUGCCAAACGUGUCAGGUUUGAUGUUGGAAUAUAUGUGAUGUUGUAUCGAAUGAAAGGUAUAUUACAGAACUCGCCAAACUGUGGAAAAUCACAUCAAAAAUUUGUAUCGCCGCCACUCCUACAAACGGCCAUGACCGCACAUACACAUUUUUGCAUGUUUACAAUUCUAAUUUUUUAAACAGCCAAUCCGGUUCUUGAUAACAAUUACAAUUAAACAUCGAUUGGCUGUAAGGAUCAAAAGCAUAUUUACACUUUGCUACAAAAAUUGAAAACCUAAGAUUUUAAACAUAGCUUUGCGCCUUUGCCAUUCAGAGAUGCGCAUUUUGUCAGUGAAUGUUCAUGUUUGAAAAGUAAACAAACACAUUUAAAUUGUCAUUUGGCAUUUGACAUGGUUACUGUAAUUUGUUAUUCUAAUUACUUAAUUGUCUCCAGAAUAUUUCACAGGAAAGGAUAGACAUCAAAUUAUUUCUGAUUUACAAUAUAGAUAAUCCACCGAGACAGCAGUUUCUCAUUUUCAUCAACCCAUUUGGUGGCAAGGGGUCUGCUAUGAACUUGUUUAAAAAGAAAGUCAAACCAAUGUUAGAAGAAGCUGAUGUUCAAUAUGAGCUGAUAGUCACAGGUAACUGUCCCCCUGCUUUGCUAACUGCUUAGCUAACUGUUUAAACUACAAAAUAACAAGGGUACGUGGGUUGACUACAAAAUUUCUGUAGUUUGCUAUAACUACAGCUACUUCAAAAAUAUGUAUAGUCAGCUACAACUAUACUGCUACUUUUGAACAAAGGUAGUUCGCUACUGACUACAGCUACUGCUUAAAAAAUGUAGUGGCCUAUUUCGCUACGCCAUAUUUUUUAGUUUUACUGUAUUUAGAGCAUCUAUACUAACUCAGGCUGAAAUGUAACCUAUAACAAAUCGACUUAUGAGUAGCAACAAUAAACACAAAGCAACAUUUUUGUAAGCACUACAGUGUUCAGGAGUGCAAAUGACUAUUGAGUAUUGAUUUUUUAAAAGCAAACCAUGUCUCAAUAUCAUGCUAUUCUAUCAAGUUGCUAACAAUUUUGAAAAGUAGCGAAUAGCGAUUCGCUGUUUGAAAAGUAGUCAACUACUUGGCUACUUUUAGGCAAAAUGUAGUUCGCUAUAACUACAGCUACUGUUUUGAAAAAGUAGUCAAAAACUACUGGCUACUUGAAAAUUGUAGUUCGCUACAGUAGCGAACUACAAUUACUUCACUACUACCCACCUUUGCAAAAUAAAGCUACAAUCCUGGACAAAACAUCAGCACAACACUUCCAAUUAGUUGACCAAAUUUUGUAACAUUACAAAUUUAGAAAAACCUCCCUCUUACCCCUAUACCAAGGGUAGGGGAGUGGGGGAAAUGAGUCGCCAGCCUAAUAGUAAAAAAAAUGCCACAGAGGAAUGUUUUAAUAGAGUGUUGCAGAUGGUUUUGACCAGAAUUGUAGUUCACUAAAGCGAAGUAAUUUUGGUCAUGCAUACCAGAUUUUGCUUUUUUAACAUUUUUCAUUGCAAAUAUAUACGACAUAGAAAAUACUGCCUCUCAUAAAGUUGCAGUUAAUUGGUUAAAAAUGUAUAUUUAUAUGAUAAGGUAAUCAUGGUCCCACCUUAAUUAUUAUUUUUGACAAUUAACCCCCUCCCAUUUAGCAUUUUUUCAACUGUAUAAUUUAAUCUUGUUUGUCAGAACACAUGGGUCAUGCUAAAGAAAUCGUCCAAAAUAUGAAAGACUUCAAGAAGUUUGAUUGUAUUGUAUGUUGCAGUGGUGAUGGAAUCAUUAAUGAGGUAAAAACAGGUGUUCUUGAUGAAAACCUACAGUGGUGCACUGGAAUUUGGUUCUGGCCAGUUAGUUCUGGCCGGAACCCCGAUUUUUCAGAAUUCCGGUUCCGGCUAGAACUAAUAAAAAUGGCCGGAUGUAUGUACUUUUUCCAGUUCCAGUCAGAUCCGGUUCAGGCCGGAACUUUAAAAAUUUGUUCCGGUGCACCCCUAAAACCUACAGUGGUAUGUUUGUGUCAAGCUGCAAGCAUCCUUAACCUGGAAAUAAGCGUCAGGUCACACUGUCAUGGUCAUUGACCAGUACAACUACAUGAUUUCUAGUGUUUUGACAGGCAAUUUGUGUCCGUCAAUUUGCCCAAUUUGCAUUGUUCAGCGUUUCAACAAUAGAAAAAUUUCCUUCUCUUAAUCACUAAAAAUUUCCCUCUUUUUUCCAAAAUUUCCAUCCAUUUUUGAGAAAUAUACAAAAAUAAUUUAACUUCCCUUGAAUUUGAAGUUAAUCAAUUGUUGAUAUGAUAUUAUAAUUACAAAAAUACUCUGAUGUAUCCGUUGUAUCGACACAGCUCGAGAGAUUACAACGUAUAUGCCCAUACAAUUGUGCUACCAUAUAGUUGAUCUGAAAGUCAUUCUUCCAAUGUCUAUACUGUAGGUAAUAAAUGGUUUGAUGAGUCGUCCAGAUUGGCAAGAAGCCAUUAAGACACCAUUUGGUCAUAUACCUUGUGGUUCAGGGAAUGGACUGUGUGCCUCUUCAUUGUAUCAUUCUGGGUAACGUAUUUUAGCUACAUUUACUUGUUCUAAACUGUUCGCUUUGGUCGGCCAGUAAGGAGUAAGGAGUAAUUAGGACCAUGUAUUCCUUAUUGCUCUACUAGUGUAUUUAUUACAAGAAGAAAUUGGAAUACCUUGCAGGGAAAACUUGAAUGUGCUGUUUGGUUGAGUUUAGUUUUAACUAGAAAUGCCCAAAAACUUUUAUGAAUUCAGUUGUCGGAUAAUAGACAACUUGGAUAUUAGAAUAAUUUUUGAUCUUGGCAAAAAAAGUAAAUUCCCAUAAAGAACGUAUUAUUAAAAUUAGUAAAAUAGAUUGCAAAAUUUGGUUACGAGAUGUUGUAAAAUACGGAAAAUAUAGCCUUGCGAAGUUUGCGAGUUUCAUUGUGUUCUUUUUAGCUGUGGUGUUUGAUUCCCUUCUUUUUACUUGGAUUAGAAUUUAGUCUAACAUGCAAGUUGUCCAUUAAAAAGUGAAUACUCUCUGUUAAUAAUACAGAGAUACAAAGAUCGGAUACAAAUAUUCUCCAUUUUUUCCGGAUAUGAAGUUUCUUCCUUUUUUCCUGAUAUAAAGUUUCUACUUUUUUCCGGAUACAAAGUUUCUACCUACCUUUUUUCCGGAUACGGCUCAAAACAGGGAUUAUUCUCCUAUCAAAUUCGUCGUAUAAACGUUUCAUCAUUUGUUGUGUGUUAAGCUGACUGCCAUGGGUAAACUAUAUGAAGCACUUGACCUAAUGAAAGUAUAUAUUUUCUAGUGAACCAUUCGAUAUGAUAAGCUCAAUAUUUACAGUGCUAAGAGGCGAAGAAUGGCCUUUGGACAUUGUAAAAGUACAAAGUCCAGAGGUACAUUAUUCUUUCCUAUGCAUCGUCUUUGGCAUUGUAUCAGAUGUUGAUAUUGAGUCCGAGAAAUAUCGUAAAGUGGGGGACAUACGCUUUUCUGUCAUGGCUCUCAAGAAGAUUAUAGAGAAACGAACUUUCUCUGGCAAGCUCUCGUAUCUUCCAGUGGAAAAUGGUGAUUGUGUUAACGGUGCUAGUAGUACUUGUAGUUCUCGUGGUGAUGAAACUGUCGAACUUUCUGAUGGUACAUCGAAAUGCAAAGAGCACGGUAGUGAAGAGCAACGGAAUUUGGAGGAUGGGAAAUUAGAGGAUAAUAAUUUGAAGGAUGGUAAUUUGGGCGAUGGUAUUCUGAACGAUGGUACUUUGGAUAAAUCAAAAUCAGAACAACCAUCUAGCGAUGAAAUCUCGAAUUUGAAGGGUGAAAAAUUAGAUAAUGGUGGAAAAUUAGAUCAUGGUAAUGCGAGCAAUGGUAUUUUAGGCAGUGUUAAUCUAGCCAGUGGUAUCCCCAAUAAAUUUAUGCCCAAUUUCCAUGAACCGAUUCCAGAAUCUUGGAAUGUUAUCGAAGAUGAUUUUGUUGGUUGGGUAUUUGUAAGCACAACUCAUAUUGGUAAGAGCAUGUUUUGUGCACCAGAAGGAAGCUUAGGCGAUGGUAUUAUUCAUUGUAUGUGUUUAAAUGGUGACAUGUCUCGCUCAGAUCUCAUAAACACGUUAGGAAAAAUGGAACGUGGUGAACACGCAAGUGUAAAUGGUGUGUACAUGCUUAAAGCACGUGCCUUCAGGAUCGAGCCUUUUUCAGCAACGUCUGAGAUCAUCACAAUUGAUGGAGAGGUCUUUAACUGGAGCAAGCUACAGGCCGAAGUGUAUGGAGGACUUGGCCGAGUUAGGUGCUGUCGACCAGCGGAGUCUACCAAUAGAAAUAGUGACGAACAAUAAAAAAAUGAAAAUUUUAGUUCAAAAUGAACUUUGUCCCGUUUGAGAGGACUCGUCAAAUUGAACAAACACUUUGUUAAAAAAUAAUAACAAUUUGUUAAAUAAUUAUAUAGUGAUGCACUGAUGCAGAAAUUCACCGAUAUUAAAUUAUUCAUUGAAGUUGAGCAUGAUAUGAAAAAUGAUCAAGUCAGAAGUCUGUGUUAUCACUCCAAAGCCAGCCCUUGUGGUGUGGUCACCACGCUUGCCUUUCAAGCUGGGAGACCCAGGUUCAAUCCUUGGUCGGACCUCUACUCAAGGUCUUAAAAUAAUUGAGGAGAAAGAGCUUCCUUUACAUUGACAUCAUUAGAUGGCUAAACCCUGAGCAAACUAGGAAACAUUGUUGUGGAAACAUUUGUGAUUCUCGAUGUUUCCUCCUCAAAUGUUUCCCUGUUUGCCCCCCCCCCCCCGGAAACAUUGUUGCGGUGUUUGCCCACUCUGAGAAACAUGGCGAAACAUUGGCAGGAAACAAUGUUUCUGCAACAAUGUUUCCUAGUUUGCCCAGGACUUUCGUGUCUUCUCUGAUAAGGACGUCAAAACCUUGAAUCCCCUAUCAAUUAGGGCGAUACUCUGUUAGGAAAUCCGCUUACCAAUAAGUGAGAAACUCGAUAAAGCCGAAGGCUGAAGUUGAUAACACAAACUGAGGCCUUGACAAUUGACAAUUCCUAAUACAUUGCAAAAACAGAAUUCAGUAAUUGUUUUAUUGAAGAAACAAUGGCCGGUGGCAGGACAACAUUUGUGUUGUGAUACACGCGUAAAAAUUGAGAAAAUCAACAACCUGUUGCAAGUUGAUAUCGACAGGCGUGAACAACGUUGUGCGGCCCACUAUGAACAGUAUUGUCAACAUGUUGCAGCAUUGUUCAACUGUAACAACUUGGAACAACAUGGUUGACAACUUGUUCAUAGUUGGCCGCACAACAUUGUUCACGCCUGUCGAUAUCAACUUGCAACAACCUGUGCGUUUUUAGCCGUGUAAAAUUCCACGCUCCUUCGGCAGUCAUUGGCGUGACGUCAUAGCGUUUAGUAUUAACCAUAUCAACGUUAUGACGUCAUUCCGUUGAAUAUAAUAUCAAAACUCCAUAUUUUUUGGUCAACUAUCGAGUUGAUUUCACUUUCAUAAAUACUAGUGAAUAUUACUAAUUUAGGGCUGACUCAAUAUCGGUGCAUCACUUGAAAUUCACGAAUAACGUUGUAGAAACAUAAAGUCUAAGAAUUUUAUUUAAUUGAACUUGAUCUGAAAGUUGUUCGCAUGAAUUAAUUUGUAAUUUAUUUAAAUUAUUUUAUCUUAGAUUUCUAGUUCCGAACUUCAUAUUUGAAUGUUGUGUUCUCAUUAAAUUAAUAAAUUAUAUAUGUGUUGGGUAAAAAUACAGAUUCAUUAUCGGGUAAA